AUGGCAGCAAAUAAUGCGACAAAUGAUGAAUUAUUAGCAUCCUCUAUUCAUGGAAAACUUCACCGGCAGUCUCCAUUAUGUGCUCAUCAUUCCAUAUUUCGAAUCCCUAAUGUGCUGCUUAAUGGUAAUGAAAAAAUUUAUGUUCCAAAUUUACUUUCAAUUGGACCAUUUCACCGUGGAUUGGGCUUAGAAACCAUGGAAGGAGUUAAACUAAGGUAUUUGCAUUGCCUCCUUGAGCGUAAUCCAACUCCCAAUAGUGGUUUAGUGUACUUUGUUAAAGCCAUUAGAGGUAUGGAACAAGAUUGUCGCAAUUGCUAUGAAGAACACAUUGAUAUGCUCAGUGAUGAAUUUGUAGAAAUGCUGGUGGUUGAUGGUUGCUUUAUCAUUGAACUCUUCCGAAAGUUUUCAGCUCAGGUGCCAAUAGAGGUCGACGAUCCUGUGAUCCAUAAGUCAUGGAUGCGCACGACGCUUAUACAUGACUUGCUUCUACUUGAAAACCAGCUUCCUUGGAGGGUUGUUGAAUGUUUAUUUAACCUCACUCAGGCCACUACUGCAGGUAAUAACUAUCCUCUUUCUCUUUCACUUCCUGUGCUUACUCUACGAUACUUUAAAGAGUCUACCUUGGGUAUGGAUCCAAAGGUCAACGGAACAUUUGUAAACAAACAUUUACUUCACUUCAUAAAAAACUCUUUACUUGGAUCAUAUGCGGAAAAAACAGAGUUUGAGCACUCAGAUUGGUCUCCGAUUCCCUCUGCGACAAAUCUUAAAAAAGCAGGAGUCAUAUUCAGAUGUGGGAAAAAAGACGACAUGCUCAACAUAAUCUACGAAAAUAAUGUCAUGAAAAUUCCACCCAUAAGAAUUCAUGGGAAUGGAGAAUCUCUGUUUAGAAAUAUCAUCGCUUAUGAACAGUGUGAACCAAUCGGUAUAAGUAAAUUUACCUCUUAUGCUGUGGUGUUGGAAAACCUUAUUAAAUGUGAGGACGAU
Molecule: messenger RNA, 984 nt
Organism: Prunus avium (sweet cherry)
Lineage: Eukaryota; Viridiplantae; Streptophyta; Magnoliopsida; Rosales; Rosaceae
Source: RefSeq, a predicted model, not a curated record